Messenger RNA from Vitrella brassicaformis, 3746 nucleotides. NCBI's taxonomy places the organism in Eukaryota, Vitrellaceae. The record is from the annotation of a GenBank genome assembly.
GAAGAAAUUAAUCAAUGGGAGUCCAACCAAUAUCGCAUGCAGGCAACGACGUGAACGAACGCACAGAAAACACACACACGUGCAUUCAGAGGAGGGAGUCAGGCGUGCAUGCGUAUGCAUAUCCGCCGUUCGAACACGAAUAUUGAGUUCGGCAAAAAAGUGCAAAGUGAGGCUACGCUGCCCCGAGACAAACGGAGAGAGACCCGUUCGCACUGAGAGUGAGGAAAGCAAUGCGAAAGGACAGGUGCAGCCCCCAUGGUCGUGUGUAUCAUCCUGCCUUACAGAGGCGUAUCGCAUCGUCUGCAGCACCCACCUCUCUCGAUUGGUCGUGUCCGCCGUCUGUGUGCCCGGCUGGCUGAUUGUGUGAUGUCUGUCCUUCCUGGACGAACUCGGGUGGGAAUAUGAGAUGAGAUGUGUAGAGGAAGGGACAAACAAUCCGUGAGACACGCAGUGACGCACACGAAGGGGCGACAGCAAGAAACGAACCCCUCAUCAGGGCGCAAAAAUCCCAUCGAAAGAAAGACCCGUAUGCGGGGCGCGUCCUUGAAACCAAUAUGACACGCCCUCUGGCUCACGAAAGAUAGAGAAAGUGCCACACACACAACCCCGUGUACAAAUACGACCCUCCUCUUCGCGCAGACAGACACACAGACAGACAGACGACAGACACACAGAUAUAUAGGCAGGCACAGGCAGGCAGGCAGGCAGGCACUCACUAAAAUUUCGCGCAUUCUCAUGUUGUCUGUUUGUUUUUCGCGCGUGCGAUGUCAGUAGACGAAUGGACGGCACGCACGUGUAUUGAGGGGGCGGGGGGAGGGGAGGGGAGGGGAGGGGCAGCGUGGGGUGAAGAUGGGUGUCGCUCAAGGGAGUUCGCUCACUGCUCAAUCAAAAGAUGAUGAGAGAUAGUAGCUGAGGUCAGUUAGGUGCCAUGUUCCAUGCAUUUCUGAUGCAUGCAUGCAUUCAUCCGUCCGUCUGUCUAUCCAUCCGUGUACACAUCACAUCCUCCCUGCCUCCCUCCAAUCCACAUGUGUAUAGGUUACACACACACACGGCCGGCCACCCCCCCACCCCAUCCAAUCCACCCACUUCGCGUAUGCAUUACGGGCGUACUGACUGAGGAGAUAGAAAAACAGCCAAUGACAGACACGGGAGGGAGGGGGACCGACGGACUGCAAAAACGCGACCCUCCACACAACAGAUCGGUACGUCUGCGCAAAAUACAUACGAGCAUGGUGCUACAUAGGAUCUCUCUCUCCCUCUCUCUCUCUCUGCAUGCAGGCACAUCACAUGUACAUGCGAUAUAGACGGCGGGCGAGCACGCACGUGGCCGGUCCAACCCUAGGAGCUGGUGAGCCGAGGCGCGCGAGCUCACUUUCAUUCAUUCUCGCGCUGAAUGAAUGCAGAGCACGCAAACGAGGAAGAAAUGAUCACAUGCAUACCAACAUACGCACGAGCAAGACAUACACACAUACACACAUACACACAGACAUGAACAGCCACGCACACAAGGCAGGCAUGAAAGCGGGAAGGGCAUGCAGCAGCCAGCCAGUCAGUCAGACAGACAGACGGUAAGCAUCCAGCCAACAUACAUCCAUACCAUGCACCCACCCGAGCAAGAAUGACCAUGUCAUGACCAUCAAUCACCAUACAUACAGACGAGACAAAACUCCCCUUGAUUGCUCCUUUCUCUCUUUCCCGCCCGGGGUGAGCAGAGCAUGCACCUCUCCUCCCUACGCAGCCUCUGUCUGCUGUGUCUGCUGUGUCUGCUGCUGCUGCUGCCUGUUGGUGGCCGACUUGAGCAUGCCGACCACCUUGUCGCGUGUGGCGUUGAGGAGCGGGGUGGCAUGCUCCCGCACCCGCACCGACAGGCCCUCCAGGUUGCCCUUGAGGUUCUCAAUGGACGUGUUGGUGUACUCCUUGACGGGCACCGGAAUCUGCAGGUACCCCAUGUACACCGCAGCACCGAUGCCGCCCGCGAGCACGAGCAGUGCCAGGAUGGUGAUGAGGAUGGUGCGGCAGAGGGUGGAUCGGCGAGGGGGCUGUGGCGCGCCCAGCAGAGGGCCGCUGGGAUCCUCCUCCGUCAUGCGCGGGGCCUCGGACGCCUCGGCUAUCGUCGGCACCUCAGUGCGGAUCGAUCGGUCGGUCAUCAUCGACUGACAAAUAUAUAAACCAAGACACACAAUCACCAUCCGCCCCAGGUGUUGUGCCUCUGUCUGUCUGUGGUCUUCUGUCUGACCUUUUCCUGGGUCUCCUCUUGUGUGGUGUCCGUGGUGAGUGUGGCCCCGGUGGUCUCUCCGCCCUUGCUUCGCUCGACGGUCUUGCCCAUGUCCUCGGUGCUCGCCGAAGCAGCAGGGGGCAGCUCCGCCUUGAUCAACGGCCGGUGCUCCGCGUCAGGCUCGUCGCUGUCCUCACUCUUGCUCGGUGAAUCCUGUAAGUAAGCAAACAGACACCAAAGACACCCAUCCCAUGAGAGAGGUUGUGGGUGCCAAUCCUGUUAACUAGCCUUACUCCCCUCACCUGUCCGGGUGGCAUGUCGGCCCUCUGCUGGUACUGCACGCUCGAUGGCGAGGCCGUUGCGGUGGCGGUGGCCCUCUCCACGUCCACAGUGGCAUCGACGUCAUCUGGCGGCUGAGAGGGUUCUGGCUCCUCCUCGUUGACGACCAGCUGCGGCUCGCUGGAUGACUGUGCGGGGGGCUGGGCGGGGGGAGGCGCCGCCGACGCAGUGGCUGACGGGCUGAUCGAGGGAUGCAUAGAUGGGAUGGACAGGAGGGAGACAAAUGUGCACUGCACAUGUCUGUGAGUGUAGGGACCUUGGUGUCCGUGCGGUGCGUACCCCUCGAUGAGCAGUUGUCCCUUUCCGUCGGUGGUGACGUCCCCGAACUUGCCGUCGUUGACCGCGAAGUUGGAGGCCUCGGGCAUGAUGAACAUGCGGUUGAUGGAGAAGUCCUCCCAAGACACCUGGUCGCCAGGCUUCGUAAUGACGUACUUGUACUCCUGUUGGUGACAGACAGACACCAGCAAACACACACACAGGGUCCCAGUGGCCCACCGUUUGCCGUGUCUGUCUGCGUACGAUCUGCAUGCCGCUCUUGGACGAUCUGAACUCGGUGACUGGCGACGACCACACGGGGAAGUUGUCCCCGUCUGUCGCCAUCAACAACGCGUUGGACACCUGCCAAACAAAGGACACACACGGGCAACACAACACAACGUGGGUGAAUGUCCUGGACAUCCAUCGAUUGAUCUGCGCUGCUCUCUUUCUGUGGCCGGCAUCCCUACAUCCCAAGAUCUGCACACAGACAGACAGGCAUACAACCGGGACAGAUGGACAUGACAUGAAAACUGCACGUUGCUCUGCUCUGCUCUGCGCCUGGCUCCGCACGCAUCUUGCUUACUUACCCCAGCUCGUCGAUGUUGCCGACCACCCGCACGGAUUCACCCUGGGAGAACCAACACAACAACCAAACCAGGCAAACCAGAGCAAGGAAGUGCGCCGAGACCAGACCACCGUGCGGGCAGUCGUCGUUGUGAGGCGUACCAGCGAGGUGUUGCAGGAGAUCUGAACGAAGCAGACACGGCAACACACAGACAAGCACAGCGGGGUCACCGUUGCUCUGUGCCGUUUCCAGCGGUCUUCACCGAUCUCCCUGAUGGUAGAUCGUGUGGUUCUCACCUUAAAUUUUCCGAAGCUCGACAUCGUGAGGGGAAGGAAGGACGCAGCGACGCCAAAAACUUCCCCUUCUCGC